AAAUAAUCUUGAUUUACGUCAUUAAAUAUUCAAAAUUCGGUUUAAGUGAUAUCAUAUUUGAAAUCUACAUGUAAAAGUACAUCUAAAAAUAUGGUUUCCAAAAUUGUUUAUCAACUUUGAAAAUUUAAUAUUUUUUGAAAAUGUGACUUCUAGUUCGGGUUGAUUCCCCAUAGACCCCAUGUUACAAAAUCACAAAAAGUGAAAUAUCUUUUAUUUUAUUGCAUUGGACAGGUAACAUUUUACUUUACUGGACAUAUUUUGAUUUGCAUAACUAUUAGAUAAGUAAGUAUGAAAAUUGAACCACUGAAACAGAUGUAAUUUAAGUUAAAGGGGACUUUCUACUAUACCCGCCAUGCUAUCUGACCCGAACGAGCCACCUGGUGGUGAAACUGGUAACUACCUACUCGCAUCUGCGUUAUUGAUGGAGGUGUAUGAAUGUUAUAUCAAAACAAUGCUUUCUUUUCAGGAAAUAUUGCAGUUGCUGACAUGAUUGUUGGACUGUCAACCAUAGGCGAUUCUAUGUUAGCAUUCAUGGGCUGGACUUCAAUGUAUUCAUGCGCGACAGUAUACAGCUUCAUAGCUCUUUCAUGUACCACAUCAGUAAGCUUGCUAGCAGCACUCGCUACGAACCAAUGUUACGCAAUUGCCUAUCCUAUCCAUCACAGAAAAUGUUUUAAAGUGGAAAAAAUAUGCCUGGUAAUUGGGGUUAUAUGGUUGACCUGUGGAUUAGUAAAUGUGAUUGCCUUAAUAUGUAAUAUUACGUCAAAGAAGGAACAAAUCUUUCCAAAAGAAGGUUGUUUGAUUAGCCUAUCAUUCGACAAAGAUUAUGUUUUGUGUUUUUGUACAUUCCUUAUGUUAUCAUUAUUGUACAUCGUACUCACAUACACAAAAAUCAUUGCAACUGUUAAACGCCAGGCUCACAUAAUUCCAGGUGACAUUGGAAUAAACAGGGAAGUAAAGAGCAUGAAACAUGAACAAACUCUGCGACUAACAAGAAAAUUGAUUGGAGUCAUAUUACUAUUUUUAAUUUGUUGGACGCCAUUUACAAUAGCUGCCCUAAUAUGGGGUACAUGUUCUGAGGUUUAUACUAGAAGAUUGAUUGAAAUUCCAAGUUGUGUAAUUGAACAAACAUUUACUAUUACUGCAGGUAUAGCCCUCACACACUCAUGUAUGAAUUUCCUAUUCUACAUCUGUACAUUCAAGAAAUUUAGAGAGGCUCUUUGUAAGGGAUGGUGUUGUCAUAGAAACCAAAAUGGUACAAAUGGUAAUAUUUAGGGUUUAGACAGACUUUAAUUGGUCAGCUGUCGUCAGCUGACAUCAGCUGACAUGUUUUGGCACAAAUAAAAGCCAAUUAUUCAUUGUUAUGCUAAACUAAUUAGUAUGUAAUUCAUAUUUCAGUAUACAUGUAUUGUACUCUAUUAUAUAUAAAAUAAUAGCUUUGUUUAACACUGAAAUAUAUAUGUGGACCUAAAUAUUGAUUUGCCUUUUUAUUCACUUAUUGUUAAUAUUAAGCGAAGUCUUAGGAUAAAAAUUUAUUAUUGUUAUAUUAAGCGAAGUCUUAGGAUAAAAAUGUAAAAUGUAUGAAAAUCUGAUUGACUUGGUUUGAUUGUAUACUACUGUUUCUCUCUAAAACUGUAGGUGCACAUUGUUCUCCCAAUGUCAACAUGGAAAAUAGUUUAAUAUUUAAAAAUCUAAAGAUCGCACAUACAAGGUCAAAUCAAUGGUUACUUAAUUUUCCUGGGUCUGCACUCUUACCUUGAAGUGAGGUGCAGAUUCCACCACUAUCACCUGGAACUUGCGCUUUUUUGCAGCACCCU
Messenger RNA from Owenia fusiformis, 1817 nucleotides. Lineage: Eukaryota; Metazoa; Annelida; Polychaeta; Sabellida; Oweniidae. The record is from the annotation of a GenBank genome assembly.